Debaryomyces tyrocola is the source of this 936-nucleotide messenger RNA. The record is from the annotation of a GenBank genome assembly. Lineage: Eukaryota; Fungi; Ascomycota; Pichiomycetes; Serinales; Debaryomycetaceae.
AUGUCUUUCUCCGAUUUUUCCAAGGUUGAAACCAUCAAAUCAUUAAACGAAUUCUUGGCUGACAAGUCUUACAUUGAAGGGUAUGUAUUAAAAUUCAUUCGUAAUGAAGUUAUUGAUUUGAGAUACAAAAUUUUUGUAUAGUUUAUACAACCAUUUGCUUUAAUUAUUGCAAUUGAUUACAACUAUCAAAAUUAAACUAUAAUAAACUUAAUGAUGAUCCUAAUCUUUGGUCCGUGUUUAUGAGGUGGAUUCAAGACCCACCGUAUGAGUGACAAAGAAGAUUCUAAAUAUCAAUUCUGAAUUUAUUUUAAUUAUAAGAUUUAUAUAUGCCUGUACCUCACAAUCAAUUGCAAAUGGUUUGAUUAAUUGCAUACUAACAUAGAAUCUAGUACCUCUGCUACUCAAGCUGACGUUACCGUUUACAAGGCUUUCCAAAAAGAAUUCCCACAAUUUGCUAGAUGGUUUAACCACAUUGCAUCAUUCACCGAAGAAUUUGCUGAAUUACCAGCCGGUAAGGUCCCAGCUGGUUCUGCUGCUGCUGCUGAAGAUGAUGAUGAUGUCGAUUUAUUUGGCUCUGACGAUGAAGUUGAUGAAGAAGCUGAAAAAGUGAAACAGCAAAGAUUAGCUGACUACGCUGCUAAGAAGGCUGCUAAGGGCCCAAAGCCAGCUGCUAAGUCUAUUGUCACCUUAGACGUCAAGCCAUGGGAUGAUGAAACCAACUUAGAAGAAUUAUUAGCUAACGUUAAGUCCGUCGACUUAGAUGGUUUAACUUGGGGUGCUCACCAAUGGAUCCCAGUUGGUUUCGGUAUCAAGAAAUUACAAAUCAACUUAGUUGUUGAAGAUGACAAGGUUUCUUUAGAUGACUUACAAUCUUCAAUUGAAGAAUUUGAAGACCACGUUCAAUCUACCGAUAUUGCUGCUAUGCAAAAAUUAUAA